This is a messenger RNA of Thermothielavioides terrestris NRRL 8126, 864 nucleotides long. RefSeq lists its product as uncharacterized. The coding region runs from base 1 to 864 and encodes 287 amino acids. The record is from RefSeq and is a predicted model, not a curated record. Gene Ontology annotation, biological process: carbohydrate metabolic process. NCBI's taxonomy places the organism in Eukaryota, Fungi, Ascomycota, Sordariomycetes, Sordariales, Chaetomiaceae. Gene Ontology annotation, molecular function: aldehyde-lyase activity; zinc ion binding. The transcript is spliced from 2 exons.
AUGGAGUGGAAGGCACAAAACAAGACGCACCAGAUCCUGACGGCCGCCGAAAAAGGCGGCUAUGGCGUCGUCGCGCCAAUUGCCUACAACAUCGAAUGCAUCAUCGCCUUCGUCCGCGCCGCCGAGAGGAAGCGCUCCCCGCUCAUCCUCCAGUUCUUCCCCUGGGCCAUCACCUUCUCCGACGGCCUGCUCAUCCACGCGGCGGCGCACGCCGCGCGCAGCGCCUCCGUGCCCAUCGCGAUCCACCUCGACCACGCGCAGGACGAGGAGCUGAUCCGCAUGGCCGCGGACGCUCUCCCCUUCGACUCCAUCAUGGUCGACAUGUCGCACCACGAGAUGGACGAGAAUCUGGCCAAGACGGCCGAGCUGGUCAGGUACUGCCACGAGCGGCAGAUCACGACCGAGGCUGAGCCGGGACGGAUCGAGGGCGGAGAGGACGGGAUUGCGGACACGGCGGACCUGGAGGGGGCGCUGACGACCGAGGAGCAGGUGGCGCGGUUUGUGGCUACCGGGAUUGAUUUCCUUGCGCCGGCGGUGGGCAAUGUUCACGGGGAGUAUGGUGCCGAAGGGCCCAGGCUGGACUGGGAGAGGCUGGAGAUGGUGCGGCGAGAGUGUGCGAAGAACGAUGUGCGGGUUGUGCUGCAUGGGACGAACAGUUUUCCCGAGGAUGUCAUGAAGAGGUGCAUAAAGGGGGGUGUCUCGAAGGUGAAUGUCAACAAGCUUGUGCUGGACGACUAUCUUGUGCACUUGCAGAAGGAGGCUCCCAAGAUGAGUCUGACAGCGGCGAUGGAGAAGUCUGUGGCAGAUAUUCAGAGGCUUGUGGAAUGGCAGAUGGACGUCUGUGGCUCCUCCGGGAGGGCAUGA